AUGGCAAGCAAAGAUCCUCCCCAUACGCCGCCACCUGACAGCUUCUUGUACCGGUUGCGCAAAAAGACUGCCAUGCCAUCCCUGAGAGACGCGGCGAAAUUGUUCACGAAGCCUGAUGUGGGAGCGCCGACCGAAGAACCUGACGCCACGGCCUCUCUCGCAGACAGCGAUGCGGAGAGGGUUUCGCAUGGGGAGAGUGAUACGGCCCAGCGGACGAGGGAGGACUCGGAUAGGUUCGAUGGGCUGCGCAAUGAGCUGGCCCCCUCCCCUAAGCAUCGCGAGCGGCUGUACGUCUCCAAGGAGGAGUUCACUCUCGAAGAGCUCAAGGUUGCGAUGAAGCCAUUCUUUGGAGGCGACGUUGAAAUCCUCAACGCCGAGUACAGACUAACGGCCAUUGAACGUUUCCGAAUGCAAGGAUACCCAGAGUGCUGA
Molecule: messenger RNA, 432 nt
Organism: Clonostachys byssicola
Lineage: Eukaryota; Fungi; Ascomycota; Sordariomycetes; Hypocreales; Bionectriaceae
Source: the annotation of a GenBank genome assembly